Xyrichtys novacula (pearly razorfish) is the source of this 23709-nucleotide messenger RNA. NCBI's taxonomy places the organism in Eukaryota, Metazoa, Chordata, Actinopteri, Labriformes, Labridae. The record is from the annotation of a GenBank genome assembly.
GUCCCUCGUCGGGCACCGUAGAGCUCCUCCAAAAACGUGCUGUGUUGUGAGUGAAUGAGAGCGCUAACACUGAAACAGCUGCAGUUUAGAGAUAAACACACUUUUAAACGGCUACAUAGUGCCAUUUUUGUUCACUCCAAGUGAUCUUUGUAGAGCUGACCUCACCGCUGUUGAACUUCAAACGUGAGUUCACCGUAAUUAUUUAGCUAACGGCUAAUAAAGCGUAGAGGGAAUAACCAACAGAAGACGACAGUCCGCUUCACCGGAGCGAAAAUCAGGGUCUGUAGUCUGUUAAAAGGUUCUUCUACUAACAUGUCAGCCGUGCCAAACGAGUCCAGAAAGAGGAGCAAGAAGCGGUACGGGGGUGGGCAACCCAACAAGCGGUUUAAGAGCUCCUCAUUGGAGGUGGGCAUGGAGGGGAUCCUCAUCACCUGUAACAUGAACGAGAGGAAGUGCACGGCCGAGGCCUUCAACCUGCUCAACGAGUACGCAGACCAGAUCUACGGACCCGAGAAAGUGAGUCCAGAAGUACACACUUUAUAGGGUCCAAGAGAGGAAGUCCAGGAGUACACACCUUAUAGUAUAAGAGAGAGUAAGUCUAGAAGUACACACUCUAUAGGACUGAGCAAGUAGGUCCAGGAGUACACACUUGAUGGGACCUGAGAGAGAAAGUCCAGGAGUACACACUUUAAAGGGUCCGAGAGAGUAAGUCUAGGAGUACACACUUUAAAGGGUCCGAGAGUGUAAGUCUAGGAGUACACACUUUAGAGGGCCUGAGAGGUCCAGGAGUACACACUUUAUAGGACCCAAGAGAGUAAGUCCAGGAGUACACACUAAAGAGGGCCUGAGAGAGUAAGUCCAGGAGUACACACUUUAUAGGACCAAAUGAGUAAGUCCAGGAGUACACCCUUUAAAGAGUCUGAGAGAGUAAGUCUAGGAGUACACACUUUAGAGGGCCUGAGAGGUCCAGGAGUACACACUUAUAGGACCCGAUAGGUUCAGGAGUACACACUUUAAAGGGUCAAAGAGAGUAAGUCCAGGAGUACACACUUUAUAGGACUCAAGAGAGUAAGUCCAGGAGUACACACUUUAUGAGACCUGAGAGAGUAAGUCCAGGAGUACACACUUUAUAGGACCGGAGAGGUCCAGGAGUACACACUUUAUAGGACCGGAGAGGUCCAGGAGUACACACUUUAUAGGACCAAUAGAGUAAGUCCAGGAGUACACACUUUAUCUGUUUGUUACUGCAGUCAUCAUGUAAGCGUGUUACUCUAAAUCAUAUCUGCAUGUCCAGUUUUGAAGUAUUUAGCCUAUAGGGUAUGGCAACAUCGGUUUAUUAAUGAAGUUCUACUCUCGUGAUCCAAGUUUCAAGAUAACAGUGAGAGUAGCAGCAAAGAAGAAGAGGAAGAUGAGGAAGAAGAUGUUGCUGAAGCUCUCAAGAAGGAAGUGUCACAGCUGCAAGCAUCUGGAACCAAACAGGAGAGACGCUUCCAGGCUUGUGAUAGCGGAGCGAACAACGUCAUCUUCAUCAGAACAAGAAAUCUGGGUAAGACCUGUUGUUGGACGAACGAGUCUGACGUUUCAUUCAGACAUUUGGUGGUUGAUAAUGUUUUGGUUUUUUCACUCAGAAUCUGACAAGCUGGUUCAUCACAUCCUGUCUGAUCUUCACACCACAAAGAAGAAGAAGUCGAGAGUGAUUCUUCGGAUGCUGCCGGUGAGUGCUCAAACACAGCUGACUAACUGACUGUCUUCAGUGUGGUACAUGUUAUUUAGCAGACAGAGGCCGUUUUCGAAUUCUCCUUCUAUCCCAGCAGUACGCACUGAUUCGCCAUAAAUUUAGUAUGCAGUAUGCAGUAGGCGAACAAAUGCUAAAUUUGCAGUAUGCCAAAAAUACCCGAUACCGUGGUUAUUUUUACCGUCAUCAAGGAGGUUGACAAUAACUGAAUCAUCAGCAAACUUUAAAAUAUGUCUAAUUUUCCUGCUUCUCCUUAUUCUUUAUACUGUACGGUACGCCUGAUGUUGACCACACACGGCGCGGUCCAUCAGCCAUGUUUCCAUCACACAGCUGGACAGGCGGCUGGCAUUAGAGGGGGUCUAAAGGAGGAGUUUGUAUUAGAGGGUUUUUACUGGAGUUGUCAAACUACCAAAGAGACAAAGGGAAAUAAGACCAAACGAAGGCGCCAUCAGUUGACAUGUUUAGCGAGGAUUGGAACUUCUUUCAUUAAGCAGGAAAAUAGGACAACAUAACUGACAACAUAACUUUGCUGUGGCGCUUUGCUUGGGUCCUAUGGUGCCGUGGUGAGAAUCAAUUGACGCCAGAUCAUCAAGUCAUUGCAUAGAUAGAUAGAUAGAUAGAUAGAUAGAUUUAUUGGUCCCUGUGGGGAAAUUUGUCUUCACCAACUGUACAUUACAUAAAAGGACAAAAAUGCACAUCACACAGGCCAGACCUUAAGGAAUAGACAACUAAUGAGAAACACCCGGGCAGCAGCAAUUGGCAACAAGCAGCAAGGAGGCAACAGGACAGAUUAUUCACCGGGGCCGACUAUUCAGGGCAUCUAUAGCUGCCGGGACCAAGCUUUCCCUAAAGCAGGCCUUGCGAAACCUCAGGGUUCCCUACCUGCGUUUUGACAGAACACGUUUUGAUGGUAUUGGGCUAAAAAAUCCAGAAAAAAUCAAAUUAAAUCACAUAAAAGAUUUUUUUCAGUGCGUAAAUAAAUGGGCAACUCUGUAGUGUCUGUGCCAUUUACCAGGGUACGAUGGACUUUUCCAUACUGGAAACCAGCUAAACUGGGCCAACCAUACUACAGAAUAACAGCCGACUUGCAGUCAGACUGCAUACUACUAUAGAACACAGUAUACAGUAUAUACUGCAUGCAGGAGUACUCAUUAGGCCAAUUCGAAAACAGCCACGGUGUUGCUGUUAUAUUAUGCUCACCUGGAUAUGUCUAAUCCUUGUUUUUGUCUCAUCCAGGUAACUGGAACAUGCAAGGCCUUCCAGGAUGACAUGGUGAAGUACCUGACCACUUACCUGGAACCUUGGUUCAAAACCCCCAACUGUGCUACCUACCAGAUCACCUUCAAGGCUCGCAACAGCAGCCACAACAAAAGAGACGAGAUCAUCAAGUCUAUUGCAGGUAGUGUUUGACUGAAUUUAUGAUUGUAGGUCAUGUGAUCUGAUCAUUUAGCCAAACUGAUUCACCUUCUUUACUGUUCCAGCUCUGGUGGGGAAGCUGAACCCGAAGAACAAGGUCGAUUUGACCAACCCAGAACUGACAAUCAUUGUGGAGGUCAUCAAAUCUGUGUGCUGCAUCAGUGUGGUAAAGGACUACACGCUGUUUAGAAAGUACAACGUCCAGGAAGUAGUAAAAGAGGACACACCAAAGUCCGAUGUGACCACAGCAAAAACAGAAACAAAUACAGCUGAGGAGAAAGAGAAAUGUGUCACAGAGGAGACAAACGAAGAAGAGAAGAAAGGGAAGGAUGAAAACGGUGACAAAAGUACGCCACAGGACGACAAGGAGGUCGAUAAGGGUGAAGGUGACGAGAAGUGAUGCUUUGGAUUAGAGAAACUAUCCGUUUAUUUCAUUACGUCAUCUCAAGUUGCUUUGUAUUAUCGUGAUUUUUUUCCAGGUUCAUUACAUUACUUGAAAAAUAACAUAGGCCAAAGCUGAUCCCAACAGUUCUCCCUGUGUGAUUGAUUAUUUCUCGUCUUCAUAGAACUGUAUCUAAUGCCUCAGUUCCUCAUUGAUACUUAUUUGACGUGUUCAUUUUUAAAAGGCAGUGAUAUGUUGACUCCCCUGCAGCAAUAUUCCAUCAACUCAUGGCUGUUUGUUUUUUGUAUUCAGAAUUUCUGUAAUUUUAUUGGUGGAGGAGAGAGUUUUGUUCAGGAGUCUUUUUUGGUAACGUGUUUCUUUGAGCAGUCCCUGAAUUAAAGCUCCAUGUGUGUGUUUGACUCCCUUUCACUUCGUUACAGUCUCUUACAUUUAUGGUACAGCGUCAGAUAUUGUAAAGGAGACUGUGGAUUAAAAGAAAAAAGCACAAACUUGAUCAAAUAAGUACUACAUUUUUCUGCCUCACAGCCUAAGGAUGCAGGUCAUUUUACUGAAUAAUAGACCCUGAAAGGCAGCUUAUCACAGACUGCAAAAAUGACUAUUUGAGCCUCAACAUUAAAAACAGACAGUUAUUUCUUUAAACCACAAGAUGGAGCCAGUACCUUGUUAUGCAGACAGACUCUAUGGCAUCUUGAUAACUGGUUAAACUGCUGGAUGUCUAAUUGAUCAAUAUAUUUGAUUAGUUUAGUGUGGUUCCUACAAAAAUCCACAGUUAUAGCAGUUAUGGGGUCAUUUUAGUCAUUUUAAUUGUGAUUUUAAUCUAAAAUUUGGUCCGUGUAUUUAUACAUAUAUAUAUACACACACAUAUACAUAUAUAUAUAUACUAUUUUUCUUUUGCUUUAGUAACCCCUUUUCAGAUCUCUGAAUCAAAGAACCCCUAUAAGAGAUGACCAUCUGUUGCUUAGAAAACUAUAUCUGGAAUAUCAUCGAUGUCAUGCAGAAAUCUCCAAUCUUCUUUUUUUACCUUUUUUUUUUUUUCCUUGUUAGAUCUGUGGAUUUGUCCACCACAGACUUUGAAUGAACAACAACGGACCUUAGAGAGAAUAUCAUAAAUGAAAACACAUGAAACUGUGCUGAAUGCUUAAGUUUAUUAUUAUUUUGUUUUUCUCAAAGAAAAGCUGCAGUUUCAACAUGUCCAAACAUCUCAGAGCCACAAUCACUCUGCUGUGAGACUAAAGUCUUCAAACCUGACGGGGAUCACAGACUUUAUCUUUGAGUCCAACAGGAAGUUUGAUUUCCAAGAAAAGACGAUCAAAUCAAAGUUCUUGUUUAAUAAAAAUUAAGACCAACUAAACACACCGACUUUCCUUCACGCAGCGUCCUCCAGCCUCAGCUGAAUCAAGACUUUGAGUCUCUAUGAACCACGACCGUAUUGACCUGAAUAUAGGAGCACCCUGAUGAUAAAACCUUCCUCCACGUUUCGACUCACUUUGAGGACUUUUUAAAGACCAAAUCUAGUUUUUGUUUGGAUGAAAAAUAAUAAUAAUCAAUUGGACACAGUGACUGAAACAAGCUGAGUUGAUGUUUUUAACAUGUUUUGGUUCAAAUAAAGUUUUUACUAUCUUGAAAUGACAUUGUGACGGUGAAAUGAAAUAAAAAAUGAUCUGGUGUAAAUGAAGAACCAACAUAGUGUGACACAGACAGAGCAUAGAUCUAUUGAUACUAGAUAAGCUGAACAGGACAGAUCUGUUCACAAUAGUUCUAUCUUUAAUGUUUCUGUAGUGUGAGCAGACUAUGACAUGAGCUGUCCUGGCUUCUGAUUGGAUCUUUACAGGUCAGCUGAUGGCAUUUACAGCCUCUGAUUGGCUAAUAACAGAAAUGACACUUUGUUACUGAGAUUAAUCCAUAAACCAUCAGAUUAUUUUCAUUUUGGAGGGCUGGGAUCAGAAAGGUCUCUGAAAACACACCGAUCUUCUCUGUGGGAUAGAAAAUCUUUGGAGUGUCACAGAAACACAAAUUUAUCUCCUGAAAGCUGACUUUCAGGUCUAAUUUAUGGUUUAAUAAUUGUGUUUGUUCAUCCAAACAGGAGGGAAUCGAUUAUUGAUGAGCACAAAGAUGAUAUGAGAACAAAAACAUGUAAAGAGAGGGAAAAUAAUGUCUAAUAAUAUAAAAUAAGGUCAAUUUACCUACAGACAAUAUUUACAAUCAUUUAAGAAAAUUAAGAAGAAAACGGAUGAAUAAAAAUAAGCAGAAGAAAAAAUAAAAGCUCUUAAAUUUCCUGCAAACCCCAAACCCUGUCCUCCUCCUCCCUUUACCUCCAUCUCUCCUCAGUUCUCUUCCUCUCCCUUCAGUUUAUAUUCGGUCUCUAACGGUGUGAAGGAAAGAAAAAACCUUUGGGUUUAAUCAGAACUUCUGACUGAUCUUCUCUCACACAUGGUAUCAACUCCUGCUGCAGAAAUAUGAGGAAAUAAAUCAACUCCACCUCUUUAUAGUUCCACUGGGUGGCGCUGCAUCAUGGUAAAAACAAAGUAAUCCAAUCAGUGUGUAAAUUUAUGAUCAUGUUUCCAUCAACAGAACAAACCUGUUCAGACUGUUUGAUCCCAGAAUAUGAGGGAAAAUAUCAAAUAUCCAGAGUCCAGGUCCUGAGCUGAUCUCAGAGCAGGUCAAAGUGCAGCUCCCAGAGUCCUCUCCGCCCGCUGUUAUUGGUCAGUCAGUCUCUUAGGAACACGGCCCAGUCAGAGACUCACCUCACCCUCACUGCUGCUGCCUCCACCUCUCUGAUCAUCAGGAAACAGAUGAUCUUCUCUUUAAUCACUCUGACAGAUGCUACUUCCAUCUGAGGAGAGAAAAAAAGACGAUCAGUGUUUCCACUCUGAGACUCACUUCAUCAGUUUACAGACCAGCAGGUCUCAGUCCUGCUCAGACCAGAAGUGAUGGUGUAAAGCAGCAGGUUUCCUCACAAAUAAACCAACAUCAUCAGAAUAAAGAAAUCAUUCCUGUCAAAUGUGUUAAAGCUGAUCGAACAAACCUGCUGUGAAAACAACAAGUAUAAAGAACAGCUGUCUGUUUUCAGACUUAGAGGUCAAAAUCAACAAGUUAGCAGAGAAAUAAAGUCUGUGUUGAAUACAGAGAACUAUAAACUGGACUUCAGAGCAGAAACUGAACAUUUCUGUUUCAUUAUGUCUCAUUUCUACAUUUGAUCUGAAAUAUAGAGACGAGGAGACACUUUUUUCAUCACUGACACUCUUACACUCCUGGUUUGAUGAUUUCUGUUCUCACAGCUUCACUAAAGAAAUAAUCCUCUGAGAGGGUCGAAGAGUCAGCAGGAAAUACUGAAUAUCUGCUGUGAUACUGUGUGGAGUGGAACAGGAGAGAUCAGCACAGACUAACUCCAACUCUAUACUGACUCCAGAGUCUCCAGUCUGUAGUCUGGACUCUUUUGAAGAUCACACAGCAGCUUCACGUCUGAAUCCUGCAGAUUGUUUCCAAACAGCCACAGAGUUUUCAGAUGAGAGGGGUUGGACUUCAGAGCUGACGCCAGAGAAGAACAGCUGAUCUCUGUCAAACUGCAGCGACUCAACCUAAAUAAAGAGGAAAUAAUGAGAUUUUAGACAAAAAUGAUCCAGUUUGAAACCUGAUGUCUUACAUCUGUAGAGUUCAGGGGAAAGGUUUGGAAAGUAUGAAUCAAAGAAAGUGACGCUCCAAAGAGCUGAACCAAACAGGAAAUAAGUCUGAAACAGUGAAUUCAAAAACAUAUUAAAUAGUGAAAUGAAAAACUCAGAGACUUUUUUUACUGAUUGUAGAUGCAGCUCAAAAAUUUCCAGAAAAUGUCAGCGACUUCAGGACGGAUGGGAAAUAAAGGAUGAUCAGAAUAUUUAAACUUUGCUGAACCAAAAGUAUCACGUCUUUGAGAGGUAAAUAUUUCAGUCUAAACACAGUAAGUCUUCAGAAAAGUGAAGAUAAACCAGAAAAUUCAGAUUUUCACACAAAGAUUCAAAAACGAAAUUCAAAGUAACAGAGCUGGACUUUCAUCAGAGUCAGAAACUAAACUCUGAGUUUUUUCUAUUCCCUGAUCUUGUCCUGAACAAAAGUUUGAAUGGUUCUCGUCUGACAAAUCUCCCCCUGCUUCUGUUUUCUGUCUGAAUGAGCUUCUUGGUGUUUUUAGUGACUCUAAAUUUAUAAAGAAUCAUUAUUACUUUAAUAACUGUGAUGAAAACAAUGAUGCUAACUGAAGCAACAACAACAACAACACAAGGAAACUGGGAGCCCAAGUUUAGUCCAUGACUUUAUCCUUAUUAUUGUAAUGUGUCAAAAAGACUAAUAAACACCUGUCACACUCAGGUCUGAUAUCAGUAUGAUAUGGUUGUAUUAAAAGAAUAUUGACUCAUGAAUAUGUUCAAAAUGUCUCUAAAUCAAAAGAAUCUCUAAGAAAUCUAAAUCUAAAAGUUUCUAUCGGCAAGGUUUAUGACCGAAGCUGCUGACUGAUGGGACUUUAACACACCUUUGUUGUUGACAAAGUUUACUGUACGAAAAAGAUGAGCUGUGUUCCUGAGCUGCAUGGAUGGUGAAUUCACUGCAUCCUUGAACAUUUGAAUGAUUUAGAGACCGAGGAAGUAAACCCGUCAACAUCACUGCAGUGAUCAUCUGAACCAUUUAUAAAAUAUCAUCAACAUCCAAUCAACAAAAUAACUCAGUUUUCCUCCAUCUGUAUCGGAUUGAUAAUUCAAUAAAAAAAAAACUCUGAAUUUAUGUGAGAAAGAAGAAAGUUCUGGAAAUAUUAAAGAAUUCUAUGAAAAUUUGAAUUGAGUUUAAAAAAAUGAAUAAACUUAAAAAUCAACAACAGAAACUGACAAAGACUAAACUUACAUCAGAGUCUCCAGUUUACAGUUUGGACUCUGUAGAAAGUCACACAGCAGCUUCACUCCUGAAUCCUGCAGCUUGUUGUUACCCAGGUCCAGAUGUCUCAGAUGGGAGGGGUUGGACUUCAGAGCUGAGACCAGAGAAGAACAGCUGAUCUCUGACAAACUGCAGUUAUAAAGGCUGAAAAAAGAAAAAAUCAUUGAACCUCUGAAGAAACUGUUCCUCCGUUUCAUGAUUGAAUGUUCUUGAGCUCCUGAAGGACAUGGAGGAAGAACUUUUUCAGAGUUGAUCUUGAGGAACUUUGUAAAAUCCUAUCUAAACUUUUUGAAGAUCUCGAGAAAUUUUAAGUCAAGGACAUUUUAAAGAAACCUUUAGUGAGAUCAUGAGACACUAAUGUGAGAAAUCACAAAGGUUUUUUUGUAGUCCUGAAUUCUUCAUGAAGAUGAAAAUAGUCAGGAGUUUAUUCAGGGGUCUGUCCGUCUGCUUUCAACAACUGCCAAACUACUCUUAAAUAAACCAACAGAUCAUUGAUCAGAGAGGUUUUUAUGGACCAACUGGACAAGAUGAUGUUCAUGUUCAACAAACUGAAGUAAAAAAAUCUGGAUCUGGUUUUUACACAUGAACACGACAAAGAAGAAAUUCAAGUUUUCAAGAGUUUCCAAAUGAAAUAUCCAGAGUUGGAUUAACUUUGUUCUUCAGGUUUCAAUCUGCAGCUCAUCAUUUCUCUGACACUUCAUUCAUUCAUUCAUUCAUUCAUUAGUGAUCACAUUAAUCGUGGAUCAGUUCAAUAUCAGCCUUUAGUCUGUGCUGCUCCUGCCCUCUACAAGCAUGUGUAAUAUUUGUGGGACUGAUUUUCUCCUGCUUCCUUUCUCCAUCCAUCGUUCUCCUCAAAGUCAACUCUGAAAUGUCAGAUUUUUCAAACAGUUCGACCAAAGUUGAUGGAAAAACCACAGAGAAAAAUCUAAGGCAGCAGCUGUCACAUCUUAUUGUUAGAUCAGAAGGAAAUGGUGUCUCACUUCAGAGUCUCCAGUCUGCAGUUUGGACUCUCCAGUCCUGCAGAGAGAAGCUUCACUCCUGAAUCCUGCAGAUCGUUUUCACUUAGGUUCAGAUGUCUCAGAUGGGAGGGGUUGGACUUCAGAGCUGAGGCCACAACUUCACAGUGAGUCUCUGAGAGUCUACAAUCCCAAAAUCUGUAACACACAUAAAUAUCAAACAAUAUUUAACUGAAGGGUAAUUUGAUGUUUCUCUUCAAAAACAACUCAAACAUGAUCUUUGGUUUGACAGACGGCCUGUUUUUAACCAGACAGAUACUAAUAUCAGGACCACAGCCAUGAGAGAAGACAGGAAGUCAAAGUUUAGAAGAAAAAAAAACUGUUCAGAUGUUCAAGACAAAUGACUCCAUGACUUAUUUUAGUCAUUCUGUCCUCUAACAGUGUUGUCUUCAUGUUAGUGCAGCUGGAUCAUUAUGAUUGUGUGAAUUCUUGAGUUCUGGUUGGAGAAGGGGACUGAGAACCAGGUUUUUGGUCCUGGUAUGUGAUUGGUUAGUAUCCAAAGUACCUCUUGGAGAAUCAGUGCUCCUCUCAGUACUUCAUGUUGAUAUCCUGCUGUAAUGUAAGUCUUUCCAUAGACACUGACCGAUCAGAGGAUGACUCACUGAAUCACAGCAGCUCCUUUUUCUCUAAUUGGUUCAACAUAAAAUCAUUUUUUUAGCAGCUUAGAGCUGGUUUGACUCUGAACAUUUGAAGAGUUGAAGAUUUCUUUGUUUUCACAAUGAAAGUUUUUUCUCCAUGUAACAUUCCCUUCAGCAGCAGAAACAAGUUUAUAAAACCUGAUGAAUCCAGAGAGACCUUUAAGAGACAGAAACAAAGACCCACGGAACCUCUGUCUUUGGGCUCUGGUCAUCUCUCUCGCUCUCUGUCUGUCGCUCUCUCUCUUUGUCUCUCCCUCUCGGCACAUUAUCGGCCAAUACUUAAACCUGAAGAGCUGUGGUCAAAGUUGGGUUGAGGUUAUUUGAACUCUAGGGGGCGUACGUUCUCAUGACUCCUUUUAAAAUAACAGAUUGAAUUUUGCAAGUUUGUGUGCUUCAUGCAGAAACAAACAUUUGGAGUCAGGGGGAAUAAAACAGAUUCAUCUUUGAACACGUUUUCUUCACUUUAUUAAAUUUUUGCUCUUAAUCAUGAAGUGAAGUAUCAAUAAUGAGUCCUGAUAAUAUCAACAUGGAGGAUCAAUAUGGGUACCUGUAUUAAUUUAACCUAAUGACAGCCAUGCUAAUUAUGGACUUCUCUGAUCCCUAAAAAAUUUGUUAGUCCAUUUAGACCUGGUUCAGUCUCACAGACUCAGACCUGGAUCAAACCCCAGUCUGCUUCAGUGUUUGUUCAAAGGCUGUUUCAGCAGAAGGCAGCAGUCUGACCAAUUUACAUCAAUAUCUUAAACAGAGGCAUGCAGCUGAGUGGGAGAAAUGUGACCACUACAGCCCACCAACACCUCAACAUUAGAGGAAUCAUCUUCAGUCUGCAUCACCAUGACAACAAAGGGACACCAUGGAAAACUGAUGAUGAUGAUGAUGAUGCAGUCACACUGCUUCUCCUUAGAGACAUGGUGUCCCUAUAUACAGUGGAAGAGCACGGCUGUUUCCACAUGCUAUGAGGUGUUAUGAGACAGACUAGUGUCAGUGCCAACCUGCAGCACCGAGGGCAAAGAGAGAGAGAGAGAGAGAGAGUCAUUAACAUCCUAUUUCCACCAUUGUUUUCAGACAGAUGGAGCUGCUGUCCAAAUAACUCAUGCGUUCUCAUCAUGCAUAUGUUCUACAGCACCCCGUCCAAUGCACUCAUGCGCUGUUGGAGACCAUUUGUCAUGGGAACCUUCAACGCAUGCACAGCAAGAGAAGAGGCGAGGCUGAUACAGCUCGCACACUGUGCUGAGAAAUGGGGAGUGGAGAUCCUGAGGAUCCAAGAACACAGAAGAGUGCACACUGACAACUGGAUUGUGUACAGCAGAGUGGAGAGAUGCACGUUCAUCUCUCAUCUCUCAUCAGCGUGGCGAAAUGAGGCCCACGCCGCAACAGGUGGUGUAGGGUUAAUGCUGGGCCCCUGGGCGUGCAAUGCUCUCCGUCGGGUUUACCAGCACACCGACAGGAUUCUGAGCGCUGAGUUCUCGAGCAACCCAGUAACAACAGUCAUAGUCGUGUACUCACCCACCAAUGUGGCAUCAUCUGAGCAGGUGGAGAUGCUCUUCGAGGACCUUGUAACAGCUGCCAGAGGCGUCCUAACGCACAACUUCCUGGCAAUCCUAGGGGACUUCAAUGCGAGGCUUGGACCAGAGGACGCACCCUUCCCUUACCACGACUCUACCAACCGCAACUGCGCCUACCUCACAGCCUUUCUGACAGAACACGAGCUACCGGUGGCAAACACCAUGUUCCGGAAAAGAACAGGAAAGAGGUGGACCUUCCGAGAACGAGCCACGGGAACGCUACGGCAACUAGACUAUAUCCUAGUGAGGAAGAAGUGGAGGAACUCCACCAUGAAUGCAGAGCCAUACAGCACCUUCAGUUCGGUAGGCUCAGACCACCGUGUGGUCUCCAUGAGAGUUCACCUGAGCCUCAGGCUCCCCAGACCAAGUCCCAGAAUCCGGUAUGACUGGAAAGCUUUCUCUAGUGACCCUGGCCUUCAAACCAGAUACACGGAGGAGGUGAGGAAACGAUAACAGCAGCUGGACAAGGGAGCGGAGCCCAGUGGCAAAUACAGAAGAUUCGUCAUUGCAAACGAGGAGGCAACCAGGCUGUGUGUGCCCAUGAUGGAAAGAGUUAGAACCCCUCUGCGAUCCAAGCACCCAGAGGUCAUAGCAGCACAGGGGAAGGUGGAGGAAGCCCGCCUCAACUUUGAGUGGGAACCAACUGCGGAGAGGUGUGGGGAGCUGAAUGAAGCCAAACAGUGUCUUUUCAGCACAUAUGACACCAUCAAAGGGGAGGAACUGAUGGAGAGAGUAUGGAGGGUGCAGGAAGUGCAAGGUGUACAGCAAUAUGGGGAGACCUGGAGGGUCAUCAAUGAAAUGACAGGGCGGAAGAGAACCAAAGAGGGACAGGUGGAGGGACACAGCCCUGAGGAGUGGGUGACCACCUGGACCAGCCACUUCCAAAGGCUGCUGGGAGCAACAGCAGAUACAGCAGGGGAAGAAGAGGUACCACCAGUCCUCCAAAACCUCAACAUUGAAGAUGGUCCCUUCACACUCGGAGAGCUCGCCGGGGCGAAAACCACAGUGAGAGUGGGAAAAAGUGCUGGUCCAGAUGGCAUGCCCCCAGAGGUCCUGAAGAACUGUGAUCUCAGCGACAUCAUCCUAGAGUUCUGCAACCUUACUUUGCUGCACAAUGGGCUGCCUGACAUGUGGUCUCUAUCGAACAUCGUCCCAGUGCCCAAAGCCAGACAACUACCAACGCAUCAGCCUGACAUGCAUCACUGUGAAAGUCCACAACCGCAUGAUACUAAACAGGGUCCGGCACACAAUCGACCCUCACUUUAGGGAGAAUCAGAACGGUUUUCUACAGCCCAGAUCCUGGCACUUAGGCGAAUGAUUGAGGAGGUGAAGAAGGACAACCUGACUGCAGUCCUAUGCUUUAUAGAUUUCAAGAAGGCAUUUGACUCGAUCCACUGAAGCAUGAUGGUGAAGAUCCUGAAGGCAUACGGUAUUCCUCCCAACCUUCUCCAAGCAAUAGAGACCAUGUAUGCAGGAACAAGGGCCAAGGUGGUGACCCCAGAUGGCAACAGCGAGGAGUUUGACAUCCUGGAUGGGGUUAUGCAAGGGGACACACUAGCCCCUUUCCUCUUCAUCAUUGUCCUUGAUUAUGUACUCAGGAAGGCAAUCAGUGGGCGAGAGCAGGGACUUGGCUUCACGCUAACACCAAGGAGGUCGAGGCGACACCCUGCAGUGGUCCUCACAGACCUUGACUAUGCGGAUGACAUAAGUCUGCUCUCCAACAACGUGGAACAAGCACAAGAACUACUGAACAGGAUAGAGCUAGAGUGCACCAAGGUUGGCCUUAGGCUAAAUGCAAAGAAAACUGAGGUCAUCACCUACAACAUUCCACCAGAACAGCAACCUCUGACUACAGCAGGAGGCACUGUGCUGAAAGAAGUCGAGGACUCCAACCCUGGAGAAAUCCCUAGAUGGGUGCUACACCAGGAUGUUGCCUGCAGUGAUUAAUAUCAGAAAGAACACACAUGUAACCAACGGAACACUGUACGAGGGAAUACCAAGGGUGAGCGAGAAGAUUGCUGUAAGGAGAAUGAGACUAGCAGGACACUGCCAAAGGCAUCAGGAACUGCCAGCCAGCAAAUUGGUGUUGUGGUAACCAACACAUGGGUAUCGGUCUAGAGAACGUCCUACACUAAGAUACGUGGACACACUCAAGAAGGAUGCAGGAGCUCAGAGUACCAACGAAUUGGCGAGAUGAAUGGAGAAUCAGGAUGACUGGAAGCAACGAUGGAAGGCUAGUAUGAGGAUGACCUACAGAGAUAUGUUCUAGUCCACCAUAUAUUAUCCAGUGAGUGGUGGAAAAUGAUGUUAGUUUUCAUGGUUGUAUUGAUUAUGAAUAUUGAAUGAUGAACAUGAUGGUACAGAGACAGUUCUGCCACUGUGUAGAAAAUGAUCCAGUUCUAUUUUCACCAUCAAUGCUGUCAACACCCUCAUUUACAACAGAUUCAUCAUUUCCAACCUGAAAACCAGCAGGAAGAAGCUGCAGACACCUUCUUCAAACUCAAGUUCACCACAAUUGACUGAGAUGUUAAUUUGGACUGGACUGAUAUCAUCUUCAGAAGACCUCUGUGUGUCCUCAGAUAUGGUCGCUGAUUUGUCCUGAAAGUUUGACUUUAUUCAUUACAGACAUGAUUACAAACAAAGAGGUCCUCCACAGUUAGGACAAGUUCUCAGGGGUCCACAGGUAGACCUCAUCCUGGGCUAACGGGACUUUAGACACCAGGAUCAUGUUUUUGCUAAAGAAACCCCCUCCCUGUUAUUUGAGAGGAUUUCUAUUUGAAGAAGAACAUCAACAGUAACGUGGACAUUAGAAGAACUACAGGGAUCAUUUACACUAUUCUGAGAAUAAAACCUGGACUUACACGGCCUCUCUGCAGUUCCUCACAGCUGGGAUCAGUCUCUGUUUUCCCUGGUUUGAUGUGUUAUAAUUAUAUAAGUUCAACUCAUCCAGAACCUCCUCUGACAUCUGCAGCAUGUAGGCCAGAGCAGAGCAGUGGAUCUCUGAGAGUUUCUUCUCUGAUCUGUUCUUUGACUUCAGGAACUUUUGAAUCUCCUGAUGAACUGACAGAUCGUUCAUCUCCAUCAGACAGUGGAAGAUGUUGAUGCUUCUGUCAGGAGAGAUAUCUUUACUGUUCAUCUCCUUCAGGUUGUUGAUGACUCUUUGGAUCAUUCCUGGACUGUUGUCUGUGUGACCCAGCAGACUUCCUAAGAGUCUCUGGUUUGACUUUAGAGAGAGUCCAUGAAGGAAGCGAACAAACAGGUCCAGGUGACCGUUUUUACUGAGAAGGGAUUUUAUCAUGACUCUCUUCAGGAAGACAUCCAGAGAUGGACCACGGCUCAAAGUGACCUCAAAAAAACUCAUGAAACGUUCACGAAUACACUUUGGUUCUGGGUCAGUGUACUGGUGUCCUUUUAGGAAAGUAUUCAGAACUUCUGUGUUCCUGUUUGUGAAACUGUGGAUCAUGUAGACUGCAGACAGAAACUCCUGAACACUCAGAUGAACGAAACAGUAAACAGUUUUCUGGAAGAUCACACUCUCUCUUCUGAAGAUCUCUGUACAAACUCCUGAGUACACCGAGGCGUCUGAGACAUCCAGACCACACCGCUCCAGGUCUUCUUGGUAGAACAUGAUGUCUCCUUUCUUCAGAUGUUCAAAGGCCAGCCUCCCCAGCUUCAGGAGGACUUCUCUGUCAGCCUCAGUCAGCUCCUGAGGACUUGUCUCAUGUCCUCCUCCAUACUUCUGCUUCUUCCUCUUAGUCUGAACCAGCAGGAAGUGUGAGUACAUGUCAGUCAGGGUCUUGGGCAGCUCUCCUCUCUGCUCUCUGCUCAUCAUGUCCUCCAGAACUGUCGCAGUGAUCCAGCAGAAGACCGGGAUCUGACACAUGAUGUGGAGGCUCUUGGAGGACUUGAUGUGUGAGAUGAUUCUUCUGGACAGAUCUUCAUCUGUGAACCUCUUCCUGAAGUACUCCUCCUUCUGGUCGUCAGUGAAGCCUCGUACUUCUGUUACCCUGUCCACACGUGAAGGAGGGAUCUGAUUGGCUGCUGCAGGUCGAGAAGUUAUCCAGAUGAGAGCUGAGGGGAGCAGGUUCCCCUUGAUGAGGUUUGUUAGCAGAACGUUCAGUGAAGACUUCUGUGUGACGUCAGACAUGACCUCAGAGUCUGUGAAAUCCAGAGACAGUCUACUUUCAUCCAGACCGUCAAAGAUGAACAGAAGUUUACAGACAGCCAGCGUCUCUGCUGUGACCUUCUCUAGGGUUGGAUGGAAAACAUGGAGCAGACUCAGAAGACUGAAGCGCUCAUCUCUGAUCAGGUUCAGCUCCCUGAAUGAAAGCAGGACCACCAGAUGGAGGUCUUGGUUCUCCAAACCCUCUGCCCAGUCCAGAGUGAACUUCUGUGCUGAGAAGGUUUUUCCAACCCCAGCCACGCCGUUGGUCAGAACCACUCUGAUGACCUUCUUCUGUUGGUCAGGUAAGGUUUUAAAGAUCUCAUGACACUUGAUGGGUUCGUCAUGGAGGGUCUUCAUCUUUGAAGCUGUCUCCAGCUGUCUCACCUCAUGUUGGGUGUUCACCUCUUCACUCAGUCCCUCUGUGAUGUAGAGCUCAGUGAAGAUCCUGUUGAGGAGGGUUUGACUACUUCCUGUUUCAUCACUUCCUUCAUUCACACGUUCACAUCUCCUCUUCAGACUGAUCUUAUGUUCAUCUAAAACCUCCUGCAGACCGUGAUCUUCUGAAAGAGAAGAAAAAUAAAAUGAACCAAACUUCUCAACACUAAAACGUCAGUGAAAAAUCAGUCAGCUGUGUUGUCAUCCACACAGACUUUUCCUCCGAGUGCUCUUUAAAUUACUGUAACUUUGCAAUAGCUUGUGCUUUCAGAAAAACUGCAAUGGUUUCUGAAAGCGAAGAAGUUGUGCCACAUAGCCAAUAUACAGUUAUUAUGGUAAUUUCACCCCUGCUGUUUAGGGAAGUAAGAAAAUCUGUCCCUCCGUCCCCUCUCCCCCUCUCAAGCGGAUAGACACACAACAGAGUGUAGAAAUGGAGCAAAAAGAAAGAGGAAGUGACAAAAAAGCGAUUAUUUCAAAGGAAAAUGACUGGAAUACAACCCUUCCGGGUUAGAAAACCUCCACUGAGGUUUACAGACGACUUUGAGACCGAUGGAGCAGCUUUCAGAGCAACUUCAGACAAAGAAAGGUAAAGUUUGACGGGUUGAUUUUCUGUGUGGGUUUCUGGAUGAAUGAAGCGCUCUCUGUGUAGUUUUUAGUUUAUUUAAGUUUUUUGUUGACCUGCGACUUGACCUAAAUGUGGCGCAUGCAUUAUUUGGUGACUUUUUUAGUGUUGUGUUGAAAGUUGAGUUUGUUUGCAGAGUGUGCCAUUCUUUGUUUGUGCUUGAGCAGCUGUCGUCAAGAGGCACAUCUGGGAGAGAGAGAGAGAGAGAGAGAGAGGAAGAUGCCACACUCAGUAUUGUAGAGGGAGGAAAGGCCAUGAGGAUGCUGGAGGUUCUGGUGGUGCUGUGAGACAGCGAAGCCGCUCACUACAUCAUCCUUGAUGAAAUUCUGAAGCAGAACCUGAUGAUGGAGCCCCCCCACCCACUGAGGUUCAACCCAAAACCUUUCCCUGGUGCUUUCAGGAGGAGCUUGCUGCACAUCUUCUAACAGUUUGUCUCCAGCAAGUGACAAACACCUACGUGUCCCAAUAAGCCAUGGACAGCUGGACAAGAACUAGCAUGGGGAGACAACGCUGCAAACUCUGUCAUAAGGAGAACUGCCUGGAAGUGUGAGGGGUGUGAUGUGGAGCUGUGUCUGCAGCCAGAAAGGAACAGCUUCUGACAGUUCCACAAAGACCUCUGAGUGAGAGAGGAGUGUGUUUGCAGCCAGAGAGGAGAAAAGAAGAAGAAACGCCUGAACAUAGUUGUAUUUAUUUAACCUGUUUUUGCACUUGGAGAGACAGAACUCCAAAGUUUUCAUUGUAAAUUUGUUUGUUCCUCUUCAAAUGUCUGAUUUCAAAUGAAAAAUCUGUUGUUCAUGAAUAUUUUCUGUUUUUUCUCAUUAAAACUCAAAAGAUCUUAUUCCAUUUUUGUGUUUUUCUUUAACUUAAAAUGAUAAAGCACUCUUUUAACAGUAAAUUGUACAUGACAGCCAGAUAUUGAAAGUUCAAGGUGUUCUGGAAAAAUGGGUAAAAAUACUCACUUAUAGGACAUUUUCUGCCAAUUUCAUGGCUGGAGGUGUGUUCUAAAGAAAAAGAUUGGUCCCUGCACGAGUGUCCACAGCGGGUAGAGACUGGAUCCUUCAGGAAGUCCUGACAUAAAGAACAUCUGGACAGCUGCUCCUCCACAGAGUCACAUCUCUGUGUCUCUCUGUGGAAAUAAAGAACAUUUAUUUUCUUUAUCAUUAUCAUUUCAUGUUUGAAAGAUACAGCAUUAUUAUAUAUUAUAUAAGUAUUUAUUAAACCAGAGUUUCUGACCUCACUCUUUUCUCCAACAUAAAACAAUCUCCUGUAAAAUUUUCAGCAGCUACUGCCUCAAAGUGUGGAGACAGGAGAAAAAACUAAACUGAUUUUUGAAGGUAGAGAGAUUUUCUCUGACAGUUUAAAACAUUUUUGACCAAUCAGAUCUAAAGGUCUAAUAACUAGGGCCAAUUCUAGCCCGUUUGAGACUAAUUGGUAAUCAGCCAAAACUCGCCAAUUUUCACCGAUAUUUUCAGAAAUAAAAUGCGGAGAAUAAGAUUCAGUUUCACUUCGAAAAUGUUUCGCCAUUUGAAAAGAUCCCCCAACUUAUCCAGUAGAUGGCGCAGCGACCUCAUGACAAUAUUCAUCCACUAACUACCUCACAGCGCAGCAGAGUGACGGAUCUGAAGCAGGCAGCUCUUGAAAAUGCUUGUCUGGUCCGAGUUUGAUUCAUGAUAAAUACGUGGACGAUAAUUAGUUGGUCUUCCUGUCGGCAUGAAGAGCAGUAGCCUACAGUUUAUCUACAGAAUAUAUUUUUUAUAACUUCAAAAAAUCGGACCCCCCCCCCCCCCAAUACUUGGUAUCGGCCCCAAAAAUCCAUAUUUGUCAGGCCCUACUAAUAACAGACAGAUGCUUUGAAUGAGUUUCCAUUUUUCAGGAUUUAUUUCUUCAUUCCUCUUUUGGUAUUUUCUGACCACAGACUGUUUUCUGGGGUCUAUACACCACAGUCCAAAGACUUUCAGGCUCAAAAUGUCCCAAACACAGGAACCAAAUCAGAAAAUACAGAGGUCAGAAUCCUUUUCAAAUGCUGUUUUAUACGACCUUCAUUUUUAUAAACAUUAGGGAUAAUAAGUAAAUCUGAGCUCAGUGACUUUUUCUUUACUAGCCCUUUAUCCAGGUCGACAGGUUCAACAGGAAAAUUAGCAUUUUUCUCACCAUGGUCACAGAGGGGUCAGAAUUAAGAGUUCUGUUUUUGAAACAUCAAUUGUUGGUGGUUGAAAAGUGUUUCUCUUACUGUGAAUCUGACAGUCCUGGUUCUUUACUGAAGUUUAGAGGAUCAUCUUUAGACCGGUCACUCUUCAUAGACAGACAGUCGGACAUGACAGACUUUGCUCUGCCCUCCUCUGAUGGUCCUGGUUCUUUACUGAAGUAUAGAGGCUCAUCUUUAGACCGGUCACUCUUCAUAGACAGACAGUCGAACAUGACAGACUUUGCUCUGCCCUCCUCUUCCUUGACACCAUUUCUCAUCUUCUCCAUCUUCUGUUGUGCAAAUUUAUGGAAGAUGAAACCAAGUUAAACAACCUGAGGACAAAGUAGACAAACAGGUGAGAUACAAACAGGAAGAGUGUUCAGAAAUAAAACAGGAAUCAGAAACGAAGUAGAGUCUGAAAAAGCUUAAUCCCCCUCUUUAAGAGUUAAACAGGUUUAAUGUCCAAGUACUUCUGAUGUCUCCUCACCCUGCAGGGUCUCUCUCUGAUCCUUGUCUGAUUCACGGUCAAAACAAAAAUGGCUGUGAGGUCCCUGAACUCUCAUAAAAAAUCUAAACGGACUGGAUUAAAUUUGAAAUGAGCCUCUAAAUGAAAAUAUUCUCAUUUUUGUUUUUACUAAAAAGACAAGUCUAAACAAAGAGGAGGAAGAACUGCACGUACACAGUUUCCUGUAUGAAGAACUGAUCCAGCUCUUUGUCUAGUCAGGUUUCUUUGUUUUACAGUUUUAAGUGUUUUAGUCAGUAAAUCAUUUUUCAUUAACAGAUGAUACAGAUAAAGAGUUUGACAUUAAAACAAAAACAGAGUAAACACUCACCCUGUCUCCUCGUCCUCUCCUCUCUCUGCUCUGUUCUUCUCUCAAAAUGGAGUCUGUUUAACUCACAUACUUUCACUUUCACUGUUUUCACUGAAACCUAAACCACCAGAUCACAGACUCUUCUCCUCAUUUACUGACAGUUUUUGAUCAUCUUUUAAGUUCAGUAUUCUUGACAAUCAUCUUCCUCUCCUGAGUCCACAUUAAAAUAAGUUCACUAAAAGAGGAACUUGGAUGGUUGAGUCUCAGUUUAUUUUUAAUGCAGCAGCUUCACCUGCUGGUUAAGCCAACAAACUACCAGAUGAGCACUCCUCUUCUCAUACCCCAAAUAAAUGUGAAUAUUUUGUUGAACAGGUUUUUAUUUUUUUUGCACGAAGUGUGAUUGUGUUGUCACUACACAAACUCCUCCUUUACCUAACUUUACAAAGAUCACUGUCCAACAUCAUAUUCAGUGUAGGAGCCAAAUAUGUUGAUGUGAUAUCAUACAAUGAGCUGCAGUUCACUUUGUAUAUCUGUCUCCAUACACCCAGCACGAGUAAAAUCAUUCACGCGAAUGAAUUACAUGUUAAAUUCAUGUUAAAACGCGAUUAGACGCUCGUACUACUCUGGCGGCGCGAAUGACGCGAAUUGGGCGGAAGUUGAAUAAACCGUCCCCGGUUGAUUUAUGGUCUGACUCUCCGACUGAUGUUUCACAAAGUUUUAAUUUUUUUUAUUAAUGGUUCCUUUAAACUUCCAUGAACAGUGUGAACACACUGUAAGAGCUAGAGAAAACAAUAAGAACAAUAUACUGCAUGCAGGAGUACUCAUUAGGCCAAUUCGCAAACAGCCACAGUGUUGCUGUUAUAUUAUGCUAAUCCUUGUUUUUGUCUCAUCCAGGUAACUGGAACAUGCAAGGCCUUCCAGGAUGACAUGGUGAAGUACCUGACCACUUACCUGGAACCUUGGUUCAAAACCCCCAACUGUGCUACCUACCAGAUCACCUUCAAGGCUCGCAACAGCAGCCACAACAAAAGAGACGAGAUCAUCAAGUCUAUUGCAGGUAGUGUUUGACUGAAUUUAUGAUUGUAGGUCAUGUGAUCUGAUCAUUUAGCCAAACUGAUUCACCUUCUUUACUGUUCCAGCUCUGGUGGGGAAGCUGAACCCGAAGAACAAGGUCGAUUUGACCAACCCAGAACUGACAAUCAUUGUGGAGGUCAUCAAAUCUGUGUGCUGCAUCAGUGUGGUAAAGGACUACACGCUGUUUAGAAAGUACAACGUCCAGGAAGUAGUAAAAGAGGACACACCAAAGUCCGAUGUGACCACAGCAAAAACAGAAACAAACACAGCUGAGGAGAAAGAGAAAUGUGUCACAGAGGAGACAAAAGAAGAAGAGAAGAAAGGGAAGGAUGAAAACGGUGACAAAAGUACGCCACAGGACGACAAGGAGGUCGAUAAGGGUGAAGGUGACGAGAAGUGAUGCUUUGGGUUAGAGAAACGAUCCGUUUAUUUCAUUACGUCAUCUCAAGUUGCUUUGUAUUAUCGUGAUUUUUUUCCAGGUUCAUUACAUUACUUGAAAAAUAACAUAGGCCAAAGCUGAUCCCAACAGUUCUCCCUGUGUGAUUGAUUAUUUCUUGUCUUCAUAGAACUGUAUCUAAUGCCUCAGUUCCUCAUUGGUACUUAUUUGACGUGUUCAUUUUUAAAAGGCAGUGAUAUGUUGACUCCCCUGCAGCAAUAUUCCAUCAACUCGUGGCUGUUUGUUUUUUGUAUUCAGAAUUUCUGUAAUUUUAUUGGUGGAGGAGAGAGUUUUGUUCAGGAGUUUUUUUUGGUAACGUGUUUCUUUGAGCAGUCCCUGAAUUAAAGCUCCAUGUGUGUGUUUGACUCCCUUUCACUUGGUUAGAGUCUCUUACAUUUAUGGUACAGAGUCAGAUAUUGUAAAGGAGACUGUGGAUUAAAAAAAAAGCACAAACUUCAGUACUAAAUUUUUCUGCCUCGCAGCCUAAUGAUGCAGGUCAUUUUACUGAAUAAUGGACCCUGAAAGGUAGCUUAUCACAGACUGCAAAAAUGACUAUUUGAGCCCCAACAUUAAAAACAGACAGUUAAUUCUUUAAACCACAAGAUGGAGCCAGUACCUUGUUAUGCAGACAGACUCUGGCAUCUUGAUAACUGGUUAAACUGCUGGAUGUCUAAUUGAUCAAUAUAUUUGAUUAGUUUAGUGUCAUUCCUACAAAAAUCCACAGUUAUAGCAGUUAUGGGGUCAUUUUAGUCAUUUUAGUCGUGAUUUUAAUCUAAAAUUUGGUCCGUGUAUUUAUACAUACAUAUAAACACAUAUACAUAUAUAUAUAUAUAUAUAUAUAUAUAUAUAUAUACAUUUUUUUCUUUUGCUUUAGUGACCCCUUUUCAGAUCUCUGAAUCAAAGAACCCCUAUAAGAGACGACCACCUGUUGCUUAGAAAACUAUAUCUAGAAUAUCGUUGAUAUCAUGCAGAAAUCUCCUAUCUUCUUUUUUUACCUUUUUUUGUUAAAUGUGUAGAUUUGUCCACCACAGACUUUGAAUGAACAGUAACCUACCUUAGAGACAAAAUCAUAAAUGAAAACACAUGAAACUGUGCUGCAUGAUUAAUUUUUUUGUUGUUUCUCUCAGAGAAAAGCUGCAGUUUCAACAUGUCCAAACAUCUUAGAGCCACAAUCACUCUGCUGUGAGACUAAAGUCUUCAAACCUGACGGGGACCACAGACUUUAUCUUUGAGUCCAACAGGAAGUUUGAUUUCCAAGAAAAGACGAUCAAAUCAAAGUUCUUGUUUAAUAAAAAUUAAGACCAACUAAACACACCGACUUUCCUUCACGCAGCGUCCUCCAGCCUCAGCUGAAUCAAGACUUUGAGUCUCUAUAAACCACGACCAUAUUGACCUGAAUAUAGGAGCACCCUGAUGAUAAAACCUUCCUCCACUUUUUAAAACUCACUUUGAGGACUUUUCAAAGACCAAAUCUAGUUUUUGUUUGAAUGAAAAUAAGAUUUUUUGGACACAGUGAAAGAAACAAGCUGAGCUGAUGUUUUCAACGUUUUGGUUCAAAUAAAGUUUUUAUUAUCUUUAAAUGACACUGUGACAGUGAAAUGAUAUAAAAAAUGAUCUGGUGUAAAUGAAGAACCAACAUAGUGUUACACAGACAGAGCAUAGAUCUAUUGAUACUAGAUAAGCUGAACAGGACAGAUCUGUUCACAAUAGUUCUAUCUUUAAUGUUUCUGUAGUGUGUGCAGACUGUGACAUGUGCUGUCCUGGCUUCUGAUUGGAUCUUUACAGGUCAGCUGAUGGCAGAUACAGCCUCUGAUUGGCUAAUAACAGAAAUGACACUUUGUUACUGAAAUUAAUCCAUAAACCAUCAGAUUAUUUUCAUUUUGGAGGGCUGGGAUCAGAAAGGUCUCUGAAAACACACCGAUCUUCUCUGUGGGAUAGAAAAUCUUUGGAGUGUCACAGAAACACAAAUUUAUCUCCUGAAAGCUGACGGUCUCACAAAGCCAGUGGAUUUUACAGGAAGUCACUCCACUGUAGCAUCAAUUUAUGAAGCUGAGAUUGUAAUCAACAACACUGAGUUUAUAAAACAGCAUCGACCACGUUAGUGACCUGAAUAGAUGCUGUUUUAUAAACUCCAUUAACAAAACAAACCUGUUCAGACUGUUUGAUCCCAGAAUAUGAGGGAAAAGAUCAAAUAUCCAAAGUCCAGGUCCUGAGCUGAUCUCAGAGCAGGUCAAAGUGCAGCUCCCAGAGUCCUCUCCGCCCGCUGUGAUUGGUCAGUCAGUCUCUCAGUAACACGGCCCAGUCAGAGACUCACCUC